This is a messenger RNA of Psylliodes chrysocephalus, 1026 nucleotides long. The record is from the annotation of a GenBank genome assembly. Lineage: Eukaryota; Metazoa; Arthropoda; Insecta; Coleoptera; Chrysomelidae.
AUGGAUAUUGUACAGUGUACAUUGGAAAAUGGAUAUUGGACUUGUGUGCUGCAAAUUAAACAUUGGGCAUUAUACAUUGGACAUUGGACAUUGGACAUUGGACAUUGGACAUUGGACAUUGGACAUUGGACAUUGGACCUUGGACAUUGGACAUUGAACAUUGGACAUUGGACAUUGGACAUUGGACAUUGGAUAUUGGACAUUGGACAUUGGACAUUGGACAUUGGACAUUUGAAAUUUGACAUUGGACAUUGGACAUUGGACAUUGAAGAUUGGACAUUGGACGUUGGAUAUUGGACAUUGGACAUUGGACAUUGGACAUUGGACAUUGGACAUUGGACAUUGGACAUUGGACAUUGGACAUUGGACAUUGGACAUUGGACAUUGGACAUUGGACAUUGGACAUUGGACAUUGGACAUUGGACAUUGGACAUUGGACAUUGGACAUUGGACAUUGGACAUUGGACAUUGGACAUUGGACAUUGGACAUUGGACAUUGGACAUUGGACAUUGGACAUUGGACAUUGGACAUUGGACAUUGGACAUUGGACAUUGGACAUUGGACAUUGGACAUUGGACAUUGGACAUUGGACAUUGGACAUUGGACAUUGGACAUUGGACAUUGGACAUUGGACAUUGGACAUUGGACAUUGGACAUUGGACAUUGGACAUUGGACAUUGGACAUUGGACAUUGGACAUUGGACAUUGGACAUUGGACAUUGGACAUUGGACAUUGGACAUUGGACAUUGGACAUUGGACAUUGGACAUUGGACAUUGGACAUUGGACAUUGGACAUUGGACAUUGGACAUUGGACAUUGGACAUUGGACAUUGGACAUUGGACAUUGGACAUUGGACAUUGGACAUUGGACAUUGGACAUUGGACAUUGGACAUUGGACAUUGGACAUUGGACAUUGGACAUUGGACAUUGGACAUUGGACAUUGGACAUUGGACAUUGGACAUUGGACAUUGGACAUUGGACAUUGGACAUUGGACAUUGGACAUUGGACAUUGGACGAUUGA